AUGAUUUCCGCUGUAAAUGGUGUUCAAGACAUGGAGGAGUUGGAAGGGCAAAAACAUGACAGCAGAGUUUAUAAAGUUGUCCUGACUGGAGGUUUGUUUGAUUUUUAUGUUCAAAAUAGCUGUUAUACUGUCUUAGAGCCAUAUGGUAAGACUUUCGCACAGCCCUUAUUCUAUGUGAACAUACAGGUAAUAUGGUUGUUUACAUUGCAUUAAUAAGGGAUAGAAGAAGAAUUCUUAUAUACACAUUAUAGUGAGCUGAUAAGGUUAGGAACUGCGCUGAAAUCUUAUCUUUUUUUAUUAUUUUUGUAAGAGAACAGGUGUUUUGAAUUUAAAAAGAAAAAAUCAACAUGCAUGUGAGGACCACAUGACUGAAGCUUACAGAUUAAUAAUAAUAUUGAACAUCAAGCCGUGUAUUCUGCUUCCGCUCUUAAAAAAACAACAACAGAGUUUACAUAAAUAGCAAAGAUUUAUUUUCCCUGACAAUGAACUUGCAAGAUUUACGUUAAAGUUGUCAAAGAAAGUCCACAGCUGUUAACAGUAUUUUAAUUCAAGAUUGGGUAUCAGCCAACCUUCAUUAGAAAAUCGUGGAUUAUACAUUAAUAAAUAAUCAAUUCAUCCAUAUCCCUCAUCCUGUAAAAGGCUAUCUGUUUUCUUUAUUUUUAAACCACCCAGAAUGCACUCUGCUUACCCCCAACCCCCCAAAUAGUCCAUUGGGUGAUUCCAGAAAAUAUCCAUACCAUACCACGGGCGGCAUCUUGGAAUUCCGAGGGAGAGGGGGGGGUUUCUUGGACUGGAAUUCCGAAGACGUGGGGGGGGUAAUGCAGUUUGGAAUUCCAAAGGCAUGGGGGGGUGUUUCAGCUCUGAAUUCAGUGAAUUUCCAGAGGAAAGACGGCGAAAGCUCCGCUUGAAAUCGCUGACCUGUUAACAUUCCCAGUUUGUAAAUGAAGCACGAACCGACCACGGAAGAAGUAUGCGUUCAUGCAGAUGGGUAAGCAGAUGGGUUGUGCAGCAAGCUCCACAUCGAAGAGGUCUUAAAGUUGAUGAAUUAGUCAACUGAUUAAUAAAAAUAUAACCAAGUCGGUGUUUCUCGCCGAUUGCCAAUCGACGAUGUGUUGUUGCAUGCUGAAAACUCGCACCAGUCUCUCGUUUCCAAAUAGAAGGCCUGACAGAUUUUGUAUUUCACGCCGAUUUUUCACGCCAACAUGUAGGUAGUAAAAUCCGACAGCGUGCCUUUUGAUGCGCUGUUUAAUUCAAAACUGAUAUCAAUACGAUCUACUCCUGAAAAUAUGACGGUAUUGAAUGGAAAACAAAAAGUUCUAUUAGGUGGUAAGCAGCUUAAAGAUAAUGCUUAGAAGGAAUAGCUACGGUGUACUAACGUUAACAAACUUGAGUUGCUUGAUCGUCUGACUAAAAAUUGUGAACAGAAUUCUUUUGCAGAGGGAAAAAGUGCAAGUUUCUCGUUCGUUUGAAGAUUUAGGCAGACGAACAGGAAUUCCAAAGGGUCUGAAACAAAAGUGGAAAAUUCCGGAGAGAGGGGGGGUUAGUAAUUUUGGAAUUCGGAGGGCAAGGGGGGGAUAAGCAUUUUGGAAUUUCCGAGGGCAAGGGGGGGUUAAAAUACUCAUGCCACCCGUGGUAGGGUAUGGAUAUUUUCUGGAAUCACCCAUUAUUUUUUUUGCAUAACUGACAUGAACCCAAACUUGUCCUCUGUUCUCAGAGUUCUCUGCUACUUGCCUCUAGGGAAUGGUAGGACCCUCUUGUAGGAACAAGAUUGACAUGAACUUUGAUUAUUUAUUAUUUUCCCACUUGGGCAUAAUACUAAAUGUUUCAUUAUGUUCUCUUUGGACUUUGCAAAUUCCAAACAGUGGGGUCAGCUGAAAUAUAUAAAAACCCUAUGAUAGUUUGACUUGGUCAAACAAUGUUUUUCUUGAAAAAUGCUUACAGUAAGGUAAAAGAUAAAGGCAUGCACGAGACAAAGGCCCACACGGCCAGAGCUUAUCCCGGUUUCCAUUACUUCCCCCUGGAUGGGAUGCCAGUCCAUCACGGGGUUACCCCUCAGCAGUAUGUCGCCGGUACCCAUUUGUACACCUUGAUGAAGAGAGACAAAGUGGAGUAAAGCUCCUUGUCCAAGGAAACAAUGGAUGGCUUGAACCCCGGACCUCCAGAUCCGGACUUCAAGGUGUUAACCGCUCAGCCACACGCCUCCACAAACAAUGUUUUUCUUGAAAAACCCUGACAGUAAAACUGGCUAAUUUAUUGCAAUAAAUCCCAUGCAGUGGAAGAAAGUUUAUCUGUAAGGCAUGUCAGAUGAACUACCACCAAGCUCCUGUGUGGGAGCAAAUAAUUUUUGAAGCGUUCAAGCAUUUUCAACUCUACUCCAAUGGGAAUUUAUUGAUGCAAACUUAUUUCCAUACAAGGCUUCCCUACUUUCCUUCCUUUUGACCAAUAUUUUGUUAUAGGUGAGCCACUGAAGGUUUGAAACCCUGUCCUUGUUUAGGAUAAAAAAAUUAUUAAAAUACACACCCUGUUUAGGACAAAACCCUCAAAUUUAUUACCCUGUUUGGCCCAAAGGACAUGUACACUGUUUAAGACAGACUUGCAAGAAAUUGUAUACUCUGUUUAGGACAGAUUCGCACAAAAUUGUAUACCCUCUUCAGAACAGAAAGGAUGAAAACCAUACCCUGUCCAGUGGCACAUCCCUGCAUAGGCCAUAUAAGACCCUAACUCUAACCCUAAUCCUACCCCCUCCCCCGGGUCAACCCCCAGGGGGGGUACUCGGGAUUUCAAGUGACAGGGAUGAUCGAAGGAUUUUUUGGGGUUUGAAAUUUUCAAUUCCGGGAUUUUUUAGGGUACGAAAAUUUGGCUCAGGUAGCUUGAUUUGAGUAGGGAUUUUUUGGGGGUAUUAAAAAGAAUCGGUAGUGCCCUGGCUGCGUGGUUCUGUGAAUAAAGUACAAACAAACUUGUUUUUCUGUUGUUUAAUAGAUAACUAUGGUGUCGCUUUACAUCGCACGUGUCAUACAAUAGUCUGCAGAAAUCGGCAUGGGAUGUUUUGGGGGUAAAUUUUUGGUCCAGGGAUUUUUUUGGGUUUUGCUGGAAGCCCUAGGGAUUUUUUUGGGUCUUGACUUUUGGCUCCAUUCGAUCAUCCCCGUCACUUGAAAUCCCGAGUACCCCCCCUGGGGGUCAACCUCUUUCUUCCCUUUGCCCCUUUUCUUAUCUUUCUCUUUUCAUUACUUUGUUUAUGACUAUGGUAAUUUACUGUUUUGUUCAAAGGUCCUUGUGCAGGAAAGACAACAGUUCAAGCAAUGAUGUCCACUUUUUUUGAAAAUCUUGGCUGGAAGGUGAUGAUGAUAUUGAGGACUGAUAAUGCAUGAUAGUUGUUCCACAGUUUAAUUUAUAAAUAUAUUUUUAUCUUAUUCUAUUUUCUUAUGUUGUAGGUUUACAGAGUGCCUGAAGCAGCUACCAUACUACUUGGGUACUGUAAUACUUUAAAGGUUGACUAUGUUUCAGUGAACUGGGUUUUUAUAAAAAUUUUAUUGUUGUGCUCAUUCAGGGCUGUAAGCAGUCCUGAUUAUACUGGUUAGUUAGCUAAAAAAGAGAAAAUGAAAAGGUUUGUACUGAUGGUCUAGAUGUAACAUUAGUUUGAAUAAUGAUAGCACUUUUUGGGAAGUGUUUUCUUCACCGUACCUUCAAAACUCAAUGAUAUCCACAAUUCCCAAGAAUUCCAUGUCGUUCUAACAUGUUAUUUCAUAUUCUUUUGUUUUGUUUGUGGUAUAGAGGUGGUGUCAAGUUUCCUGAUCUUGAUGAAGAAGAAGGUAUGGAGAGCAGCCUCAACCUUAAAAAUGCAAAUAAAAUCCUCAUUGCAGAGUCCUAUAGACACCCCUAAGCUAUCACAGGUUUACUUCUAUGGACAGUUUGUCUCAACUUAGCCUUUGUGCAAUCCCUACCUAAAUGUUUGAUAUUGAUCCCAGUACUAUAUGCAGAUCAGAGAGAUGCCAAAAACCAAGGGGACUGAAAUUAGAAGAAAAGAUUAGCCAUGUCAUGCACUUGGCCCUAACAUUCUUUGUUGCCCAUUAUAAUUAAAAAGACUUUAUACUCAAUGUUAAGUAUUCUAAAUUAUUAACUUUCAUUCAUUUUGCUUGUCUCUAGUGUACAGAUUUCAGGAAAAUCUUAUGAAGACCUUGCUUCAGUUAGAGCAGACAUUUUUUGACUUGGCAGCUGGCUGUAGGAGGAACACUUUAGUUAUAAGUGACAGGGGAGCUAUGGAUCCUUCGUCAUGUAAGUUCCAAGAACAGUCCUACCUCAAUUCUAAUAGCAGCUUAAUGCAUCCACAUAUCACAUUCACAUAUUUAAUGCGUCCACAUAUCAAUCACCUAUUUAUACUUGGAUCUGUUGUAGGUAAAAGAGAAUACUUGAAGUAGUAUAGUCCCUUCAGUGGCCAAUUAAUUAAAGCUAUAUGAAAAGGAAUCAAGUCAAAAUAAAGAUUUGAGGUCACAUCUGGGAAUCAAGCUUAGGACCUCUCGCACAGAAGGCCAUACCCUAUCCAUCUGUGCCAAUCCUUGCUCUUCUGCAGCGUAGUUACUAAAACAUGGAACGACCUAAAACCACCUAAAACCAUCUACAACCACCUAAAACCACCUCAAAAAAUUCAACAACCACCUACAACCAUCUACAACCACCUCAAAAACAUCUACAACCACUCGCAAACAAUCUAAAACCAUCUAAAACAAGGUAUAAAUGUCUGAAAUAAGGCGAGACGACAACAAGUCACGUACAUGAAAUACGAGAAUCAAACAAAACAUCCACUUCCCCCUAAAAUCUUACUCUCCCUGGUCCCUUGUAUCAUCAACCAUUAAGCUUAACACAAAACUUCCACCGCACUGUCCUCUUAUGUUGAGAGGGCUGGGAUAUAAGUUUGAUUUUGUUUCCUCUCUCUUCUGAAACUCAUCGACAAUUUGAGUAUAAUUUAAGCAACAACUGAUGGUUUGUGAUUUUUAAUUGUUUUAAAAUCAUGUUUAAAAUGUCACAUUACCAGUGAUUACAUAUGGUGCGAAAUCUGGAAUACACCUACUAGUCUCCGUUUCCUGUGUCGUGACGCAAGGGAGUUUAGCCUUGCGUGAUGACCCAGGAAAUGGGUGUGAAAGACGCUAGGGUUUAAUAAUCUAAAGGAGUCACCUGGAAUGUACAAACGGGUUUGGUGGAUGAUAAACAGAUGUUAAACAAUUAACUUAUCCUUAGGAAUGUAAUCCGCCACCUCAGAACAAAAUAGCAGUGAAGCGGACUCCGAGAGAGAGAGAAACCCUACCUUGUGCCAUUAUGUGAACAAAUUGCCUGCGUGCAGACGUCUCCUAUUUCCUUUUGUUGCACGCGUGCAACAAAGGAAAUAGGAGACGUCUGCACGCAGGCAAGUGAACAAAUGAAACGUGAACCAACACGUCUCACUGGUACCCAGGGUAGAAAAAGCCAAAUCAAGUCAGUCUUUCGACUACGAGUUUGUUAUUUUAUUUUAGUAUUUUUUGAGACUUGAUAGUUCAUUUUGUAAAGUUCUUUAAGUCUUUGUAAUAUACUUAGCAUGAUCUCGCAUUUCAUUUCGUGACUUAAGCCAAUGGUUGAUGAUACCAUAGUUAAUUGAGUGGAAUGGUUAUGAAACCUGUCAGACUCCUUUGUUAUAUGUUUUUGUGGACCUGAAAGUGCACAACGUUCAAAAGAAUUCCCAUCAUUUUGAUUGUAUUGACCAAUAAAAACGUUGCAUUAAUUUAUUCCGUAACAAUUUGCCAACAGAAAACAAAGGAUUGUGCACUUUCACGGUACUUCCAACAUAAACUGCAGCACUGUUGUUUUUAUCAUUGAUGUUUGCCGCUUUUCAUAACCAGUCUCCUCUAAUAACUAUGAUGAUACAAGGGACCAGGGAGAGUAAGAUUUUUGGGGGGAAGUGGAUGUUUUGUUCGAUUCUCGUAUUUCAUGUACGUGACAUGUUGUCGUCUCACCUUAUUUCAGACAUUUAUACCUUGUUUUAGAUGGUUUUAGAUUGUUUGCGAGUGGUUGUAGGUGUUUUUGAGGUGGUUGUAGGUGGUUGUUGAAUUUUUUGAGGUGGUUUUAGGUGGUUGUAGAUGGUUUUAGGUGGUUUUAGGUCGUUCCAUGUUUUAGUAACUACGUCUUCUGCAGCAGGGAUAAUAGGCAAGAGCCUUAUAAUCCUUAGACCUUUUGCUUAGUAAAUGAGUAUUUUAUCAUUCCUUACUCUUAUUUGAUUAACUUUUAGACAUGAGUUCAGAGGAGUGGCAAAGACUUCUCAGUAAUAAUGACUUGAAUAAUGUGACACUAAGAGAUGCACGCUAUGAUCAAGUUAUUCACUUGGUAAGUUUAUUGUUUUUUCUCUAUUGAGGUUAUUUUCUCCAAAAUGCUUUUCUCGACUUCUAAAGAGAUUUCAUUUCCUUUGCAUUUAAAGAAUGCAGUAAGAAUGAGUAAAUAAUUUUUCAAUCUUCAGGUGUCAGCAGCAGAAGGUGCAGAAGAGUUCUAUAUUACAUCAAACAAUCACACACGAAUGGAACCUGUGGAACAGGCCAGAAAAUUGGACAGAAUAACACAACAGGUCAGCUGUAAUGAAUACAGUAUUUUAUAACCCAUUGCACACUACUGCUAAUUAAAGUACCCAAUGUUAUUGUGGACUUUGUCUACUGACAUGGUUACAUCAUUAAAUUUCCAGAGGGUCUUAUUUGCCAUGAGCGAGUGUGUCGAAGAACUCGAGCCAGACCCUAACCAUGACACCUUAAGUCGCACUUACUCAUGAAUAUGCAAAUUAAAUCCAAUAUUCUAUUUCAUCCAACCACUGAAAAGUUUCCAUAGUAAAAGUUUAUGAUUUAUCGCUGGGAUUUGAGUUUUAAGAAGGGGUUGGAAAUGCUUUCCUCUUUAAAGCUUACACAGUUUUAAUAUAAAGAAGCAUCCAAGUAACUGUUGUUAUGCACACAAUAUACUUUUUUGUGACACUUGUUCUGUAACACUAACAACAGCUGUUACCAGACAAAUUUCAGAUGAAUUGCAAAUUGAUUUAGAAUUACUGGUAAGGUCAAAUCCAAAAACAGAUUUUUGAUCCUUGGUUUGCCUGAUUUCACGGCUGAAAGGUUCUGAAUCUGGAUUUGCCAAAAGGAACACAAAAUCCGUUUGAGAUCGAAAAUUUGAAAGAAACACACUGUAAUAAAUUUUUAAAUAUAAAAAUGCUUAAUGUUUCCUGAUGUGAACUCAAUGUGUGGUGAAUGUCAUUAAAAUAAUUACCAGUAUUGAUAUUUUUGGUUUUAGGCAUGGGUAGGGCACCCAUAUGUUGAUGUCAUUGACAACUCUACAAACUUCAACAGCAAAGUGCGUCGUGCUAUUGAAGUAAGAUAAUUUGCAUGUUAACAUUUUCAUUAUUUCUUUUAGCAUUUUGCUACCCAGUUGUUGCUUUUUGGCAUGUAUUUUUAAGUGUGGUAUCUGUAUGUGCGCUUCCUAAUAGAUGAGAACCUAUAAUUUUAAUUUUGCGGGUUAGCACAAGAAGGUGGUAUUACGUGUGUGGCGUUUUGGCAUGUGUAAUCCAAGUGAUGUUUUUCAAUGUGGGAAUGAAUAUUAUCUUUGAGAUACGCUCAUGCUGAUAUUUCUGAAAUAUCUAGGCAGUUUGCACCAAACUGGGACUAAAUAUCGGAGAUCGCUUGUCACCAGAGAGCAUAAAGAGAAAGUUUCUGGUUUCAUCUCUUCCAGACAAAAAGGUAACCACCGGCAAGUUUCAAUUUACUAAUUUAAACAGUGCAAUUGAAAGUACCGUUUUAUCCUCAGUAUAUAAGACAACUUGAAAUGGGCGGGGAUGCUCGUCGUGUUUUGGGCAAAAUGCCAUAUUAAGCGUAAAGGUCUCUUUAAGGGUUGCAUGCGAAGAAAUAUAAAAAAAUUAUAUAUUAAUUCAAUUCGGGUUAUUUACUCAAUUCAUGUGAUCAAAGUUUAAAUGGUCUCUUUCAGGUGUCACAAAAAGGGUUGGCCAGUCGGGGAUUGGUCUUCUUAAUGGAGGUUUAAUUCAAAAUUUCCGACGAGCACCCCAGCCCAUUUCAUGUGGAUCAAGUCCUCUCCCCUCUAGGCUUUUCAUAGCUUUUUCAUAGAAAUCAUAUUUAGGGUACACUUGAUUUCACAGGUUUAGAGCCAUUUUUAUAAACCAUGAUCUUUAUCCUGGAUCAUGACUCCUUGUACAGAUAAUUUAUCCCAUAGGAACACACCAUAAAUUUCAGCUUUGACGGCAAGUUAUGAAGUCUUACCUUUAACUGUUUAUUGCUGUUUUAUAGGCAUUUCCUGUUUUUGAGGACUUUGAUGUCAUUCAUGACUACCUGUCUUCAUCAGACCCCAAAAGUCAAGCUCGUCUUAGAAAAAGAGGCCAGAAUGGUAACAUAACAUACACUGUUUACAGGUAGCCAUUAUGACAUGUGAAGGAGGAUCAUGAGGUUAUCCAUAUAUUGAGAUCUCUCCUUAGAGAUAACCCACCCAGCCCAGGGAAGGUUGGCCACGCCACUGGGGUCUGUGUCCCCUCCUCUUUUCGAACAGUGGUGUGGGUUCUUUUACAAUCCACAAGAAGCAGAUCGGUGAAAUUGCUGUGAGAUGGGACUUGUUGUUUUUUGUCCUUAUCUGACAAGACUAGCAAGUCUAACCCAUUUGCCAAUGUCAUUACAAGGCCAGCGCUUCUUCUCAGUUAUUUUAAGAAACUAAGUGUUGGUCCAGGUGGGGUUUGAACCUAGGACCUCCCUCUCAGCAGACCAGCGCUCUCCCAACUGAGCUAACCAGGCAGUCGAUUAUGCAAGUAAGUUGGGUUUUAAUGAUACAAACCAGUAAAAUGCUGCGGUUCUUUCAAAUAAAUAAUGCUAAUAAUAAUAAGUAAUUUCUUUGUUUACCCUUGACAGUGUUUAUAGUAUGUUUGCUAGUGGGGCUGGUCGGUUCUUCUUGUUAAGAUGCUUGGCCAAUGCAGGGUUGCAUGCAUUUCAGGUACCCUAUAACUAGUUUCGCGUUUGUAAUUUUUGCUGAAUAGGUCACUACACCUACAUGCAUACGUCAAGGAAAGAGACCAAGAUCAAUGGACAGGUUGUGGAAGUCCGAACUAAUUUAUCAUCAAAGGAUUAUGAGGUAAUCAUGAUCAAGUUCAUAAUCAGUAGACAUUAACCCCUCAAGUCCCAGGAUUAAGCAACAUCAAUUUUCUCCCAACAAUAUGAAUACAAAAUCAAAAGAAUAAGUCAUGAGAAUUAAUAAAAUGAUCACCAAGGAGAAAUGUUUUUAUCUUUUAUUUAAUUUUCAACCAGUUCUUUAAAGACCUGUAUAAAGAUCAGUUUAGAGAAAUUGUAUGUGGAUAUUUUGGUUGAAAGGGUUAAGAAUCUCUCUCUCACUGCUAUUUCUUCUCCUUUUACUCAGAGGUUGUAUACCCAGCUUGAUCACUCUCGUCAGUCAGUGUACAAAACCAGGAGAUGCUUCUUAUGGAACAAUCAAUACUUUCAGUUGGAUAUUUAUAGUGAACCGUGUCAUCCAAGGUAAAAUUGUACCUAUUUUGCUCCUUGUGUUUUUAAAUACUGUAUCAUUUCAUUUUCUAUCAUUCAUAAUUUAUUGGUAAUAAACUUGUUUAUUGUUCAGUGGUCAUCCAUUGAAGGAAAGAGUGCCAAGGCGCGAUUUUUGUACAGUCAAACCCUGUUAAUAUGGACACUGAGGGGGCCAUAGAAAGUGUCCCUAUUAAUGAGGUAUCUGUAUUUAGCAGGUUGAAUUGAGAGAAAAUAUUUGGGCUUUCUUUCCCCAGGGACAAAGCAAACAGUACUAAAUAAUGAGCUGUCCGUAUUAAGCGAGUGUCCCAAAAGCAGGGUUUGACAGUAUUAUGUGAUAAUAACAUUUCUUUUCACUUAAGAUUGUACCUUAGUUAAUUACCUCACUUCCAGGCACAUAUUCGUGUUAAGUCUCAAGGUAUGUGAUGGUAAACUUUCCCUGGGAAGACGAUAGAGAAGGCUGUCUGACCAUUGGUUGGAGAUUUAACUUAAUGCCCCAAUUACUUGUAUUUGUCUAGGGCAUAAACAUUUGCCCCAUAGGGAUUGAAAGAUGGCAUGCAUUUGGUUGUUGCCUAAGGAUUGGGAUUCCGAAUGUGGCUAUCCUGAUCAUUUCUUACAAAUAAUUAUAUUUUUUUCCUUUCAUAAAGUUUUGGCUAGUACAGUGAUGAAGUAGUUGACAAAGUACAGUCACCAGCAUAAUUUAGGCCCAAGAAACUAACUAUGUUGUCUGAUAUUUUGAUAGGUGUAAAGGGCUGUUAAUCCUUGAAACAUACACCACAGAGAGGGGAGACGGCUUGAAGAGGCCGGAUUUCUUGGAUAUUGUAAAGGAAGUUACUGGAGACCCAUUUUACUCCAUGUUUCACUUAGCACUAAAGGACUAAAAUGCACAAACUUGUGUUAGCUGAUUCUAACAGUCCAAAGUCACUUGCUUAAUCUCUCCUGAGAAAUGAGAGAGGUCCAAGAGACCUUGGACUGUCUGAGAAUCAAUGUUGAAGAUGUAAAGUCAACCAUAUUAACUUGUUCUUUCACCUUCAGGCCCCCACUCUUACACCUAUAUUUUCCUUGACUGAUUCUUUAAGUUGAAGGGUUGCCCCAAUUAACUCCUGAUAAAUUGCUAGAUUCUCCUUUCAAUUCACCUUAUAUGUGUUUUGAAUCAAGGGAAGAAAUUGCCGUUAGUUCAGAAGACCCUUGGAGCAAUAUUCCACACGCUCCAGUGUGUCAAUGCACAUGCAAACAAACAUUACACCCCUUAGCAAUGCAACUGAGUUGUUGGUCAUCAUAAGUGGAUAACAACUGGUGGUUUGGGUGUAGGUGUGACCCCUCUCUCACACACCCUUUCCCACCCACUUUAAAUAACUUUGUUCCAACUCCUGAAAGGUUUUUACUUUCUUAAUAUCAACAUACCAGUUACCCCAGUAAAAAAUUAAGAAUACUUCAUGCACCCAAAUUUAUUUUAGUUUUACAUACUUACACAUUGCCUGCGUGCAGAUGUCUUCUAUUUCCUUUGUUCCAUGUACAACAUAGGAUAUAAAUGUCUGCAUGCAGGCAAACUUACACAGGACAUAGAAUGUGACUUCGGUUAUAAAGGGAUAUUUCAUGAAAAAAACAAUAAAAGUUAGAAAUUUAUCGGCAGUUAACCACAUUCAAAGGCAGUUGUCUUCUAAUAGGCUUGAUUUCGUAAUUAGGAAGAUUGAGUUUUAUGGUGGUUUGUACAGGUCUUUGUAAUGGUACUGGUAAAGCAUGAAAUUCUGUAAUUGUAACAUCCUAGCUUUUGGAUUUUGAAGCUCAUUUAAACCUGUUUAAAAGUACCAAACAUUACUUAACCAUAGAAUAGGCAUGCCCCAAGGUUUAGAUCAAAAUGACUUUGCUCCACAAAAUGGUCUUAUUACUUUAGCUUUAGAGUAGAUUUUAAUAUUGCUGAGUGAUUUUAUUUAUUGUAGCUUGUUUUCCAAUUUCUGUUGUCAAAUGUAGGCACCCAUCCGUUUUUACAAGUCAAUGAACCCCGAGUUCUUGAGCUGUGUGGACUGGAAUAAUGUUCUAAAUUGCAUGUUUCUUGAGAGUGGAUUUUAAUAUUGCUGAGUGAUUUUAUUUAUUAUAGCUUGUUUUCCGAUUUUUGGUGUCAAAUGUAGGCACCCAUAGUUUAUUACAAGUCAAUGAACCCCGAGUUCUUGAGCUGUAUUGGACUGGAAAAAUGUUCUAAAUUGCGUGUUUCUUAGUGUUGCAGAUACUUUUAUUGGUUAGCUAUCGUGUUGUGGUUUGGUUAUUGAUGAGUGUCUUCAAUCUUUUGUAUUACAUCAUCCACACCACCAAGAAAAUGCCCCCAAAUUUGAUGUACUGGGAGCAGCACGUGCUCCCUUCUCCCUGGACUCCAUACUACUUAAUGGCAACAGGGUGGUUCAAAUAGGACACCCCAGUUAUUGUCAAUUCAGGCACUGGUAAUUAGAAAGAAUGUAAAAUGAAUUUAUAAGUGUUUAUAAAUAAUUGGUUCAACUGUACAUAGUACAUACUUUCAGAAUCUUAAUUUAUUACUCUUUUUUAGUCAAUGCUAAUAGCAGGUGAACAUUUUAGUGAUUUUCUGGUAGCUAUCGGAUGUAAGUCAUUUUUCCCCCUUUCCCUUUCUCAAGCCCAAGAUGAUUUAAAUUUUCCUUAGUUAAGUUAUUUUAGUUGAAGCUAGAAGUAAAAGGAGACUCUGAAAGGGAAGUCAAAUGCGUACUGAAAAUGAGCUAAUGAAAUCCUGUUUUGUAGACCUAUCCUGAAAGGCCUCACUUAUUACUGAUGAUCCACUGUAUGUGAAUGUGAGAAAAUAACCAUCAUAUUUAGAAGAAAGGGUAGGGAAUGGACACUUCAGAAAUUAACAGUUGGAUUAAUUUAAGUAUUAGCCAGAUAUAGUUGAGAGUGUUUGCACUGUAAAUGAUAUUGCCUUUCAUUUGGUAAUAAAGGAGA
Molecule: messenger RNA, 12464 nt
Organism: Porites lobata
Lineage: Eukaryota; Metazoa; Cnidaria; Anthozoa; Scleractinia; Poritidae
Source: the annotation of a GenBank genome assembly